AUGAGUUACUCGGUAGAGCACCACCUCUUCGGCCCGACCUCGUACCGCAAGGCUCGGCCUGCCUCCGUGUCCUCCAGCGGCUUUCACUCCCAGCGCCGCCGCCUCACCUACAGCCAGCCGUCCUCUGUCGACAGCUUGGACACCUUCAACGGUGACAUGACGCGAAGGAGCGAGAAGGAGAUUCUGCAGACUCUGAACGACCGGUUCGCCGGCUACAUCGACAAGGUGCGGAACCUGGAGAUGCACAACCGCAACUUGGAGGCGGAAGCGGCAGCCCUGCGGCAGAGCCAGGCCGGGCGCGCCUCGGUCGGGGAGCACUACGAGCGAGAGCUGGGCGACCUGAGGGGUCUCCUACAUCAGCUGACCGCAGAGAAGGCCCGCGCGGCUCUGGAGCACGAGCACCUGGAGGAGGACAUCCAGCACCUGAGGGCCAGACUGGAGGAUGAGGCGCGAAACCGGGAAGAGCUGGAGGCUGCCGCUCGCGCCAUGAAGAAGUAUGUUGAGGAGUGCCGGCUGGCGCGGCUGGAGCUGGACAAGAAGCACCGUGCCCUGGAGGAGGAGGACGCUUUCCUGAAGAAGAACCACGAGGAGGAGGUGGCCGAGCUCCUCGCGCAGAUUCAGGGCGCGCAGGUGAGCUUUGAUAUGCGAGACACGCUGAAGGCGGACGUCACCGGCGCACUGCGAGAGAUCCGCGCGCAGCUGGACAGUCACGCAACCAAGAGCUCGACGCACGCUGAGGAAUGGUUCAAGGUGCGUAUGGAGCAUCUGUCUGAAGCUGCUCGGUCUAACCAGGACGCCCUUCGCGGGAGCAAGGAUGAGAUCGCCGAGUACCGCCGUCAGCUCCAGAGCCGCACUAUUGAGCUGGAGACCCUUCGAGGAACCAAGGAUUCCCUGGAGAGGCAGUGCAUGGAGAGCGAUGACAGACACCAAGAUGACCUCAACUCACUACAGGAGACCAUCAAUCAGCUGGACAAUGAGCUGAAAACCACUAAAUGGGAGAUGGCCAGUCAGCUGAAAGACUACCAGGAGCUGCUGAAUGUGAAGAUGGCUCUAGACAUUGAGAUAGCUGCUUAUAGGAAGUUACUGGAGGGAGAGGAGAAUCGCUUUGUGUCAGGAGGAAGUCCGUACUCCUACCUGGAGAGCAGAAUCUCCCACUUCAAGGUGAAAGGGGAGGAGAUCUCAGAUACAGUCAUUGUGGAGGAACAGACAGAUGAGACCCAGGUGACGGAGGUGACAGAGGAGGCAGAUGAGGAGGAAGAGGAAGAAAAGAAAGAAGAGGAAGAAGAAGAGGCAGGUGAGGAAGAAGAGGAAGGCGAGGAAGCCAAAGAGGAGGAGGGAGAAGGCGAGGAAGGAGAAAAGAAGGAGGAGGAGGUCAAGGGAGAAGAAGAGAAGGAGGAAGAAAAGGAAGAGGAGGAAGAGAAGGGUGAGGAGAAGGGAGAGGAAGAGGAGGCAGGCGAGGAGGAAGAGAAGUCUAAAUCUCCAGAAAAGGCUGCAUCCCCUCCUUCGAAGUCCCCACAACCUAAAUCUCCUGCUGUCAAAUCACCAGAAUCCAAAUCGCCAGAAUCUAAAUCACCAGCAGCCAAAUCCCCGAUGCCGAAAUCACCUGCGAAGUCUCCUGCAGGAGAUGAGUCAAAGUCACCUGUGUCAAAAUCCCCACCCAGCAAAUCCCCCGAAUCUAAAUCACCUCCUCCCAAGUCCCCUGAACCAAAGUCUCCAGAGAAAGAGAAGGCCAAGCCUGUCGCUGCCAAAGACACCCCUAAAGAGGAGAAAAAAGAAGAGAAAAAAGAGGAGAAGCCUCAGCCUGCCAAGGAAGAAAAGAAGGAGAAAGAGCAACCAGUGAAGGAGGAGAAGAAGCCAGAGCCCAAGGAGAAAGAGCCCGAGAAGGCAGACAAACCUGACACAAAGAAAGAGAGCAAAGCAGAAGAAACACCCAAGACGGACGACACUUCGAAACCCGCCGCUCCCAGCAAGCCCGCAGAGGACAAACCAGCCCCCAAAUCUGAGCCUAAAGAGAGCGCUCCCCCUGCCAAGGAGGAGAAACCCUCUGCUCCUAAACCAGAGAAGGCCGAGCCUGAGGCAAAGCCUGCCCCUAAAGCGGAGCCCGAGAAAACUGAGGGCAAGAAGGAGGAGAAGAAGCCAGAGGAGAAGUCCGCACCGAAAGCCGAACCCAAGACAGAGAGCAAGAAAGAGGAGAAGAAGCCAGAGGAGAAGACCGAGACCAGUAAAGAAGAGAGUAAGGAGGUGAGGGAAGGGGGGAAGGCAGAGAAAGCGGAGAAAUCUUCUGGCACUGAGGCAAAGGAGAGCAAGGAGGAGAAGGCCAAGAAGUAACACUGAUAAGCUGUGAUUCAGGGCAUGAGGAGAGGAGGAGGUGGAGAUGCCAAAGAACUAUGAGGGAGUUAAAGAGCAGGAGAAAGCAGACGGGCACCUCAGUGUCCAAAGCAAAGCAGGUGAUGGUACGUAAGCAAUAGUGAUUUCUGUAGCAAAUAAUCCCCUGCUCCUUAAGUAUGGCCAUUACACCCCCCGAUGCUUCUGAUGUAUGACUGUAGUGAAUGCAGAAUGCUCUAAACUCGUUAUCUGAAUGUGACAA
This is a messenger RNA of Chelmon rostratus (copperband butterflyfish), 2587 nucleotides long. Its product is annotated as neurofilament medium polypeptide-like. The coding region runs from base 1 to 2328 and encodes 775 amino acids. The record is from RefSeq and is a predicted model, not a curated record. The transcript is spliced from 4 exons. Gene Ontology annotation, cellular component: axon; neurofilament. NCBI's taxonomy places the organism in Eukaryota, Metazoa, Chordata, Actinopteri, Chaetodontiformes, Chaetodontidae. Gene Ontology annotation, molecular function: structural constituent of postsynaptic intermediate filament cytoskeleton. Gene Ontology annotation, biological process: axon development.